CGUGCGCGCGCAGAACGCAUCUACAACUUCCAACUCCUUCGAUCCCUCCCUAGAGACACCAGACUGAACCGCCCAUCGCGAACUGUAUGCUCUCUUCCAAUCUAACCUCGCAACGGACUGUCGGUCUUACUCCCCUCGUCUCGAAACUCCCCUGCUCUCCCGCAUCUUCGACUGGCAGAAGCUCGGCAGAGUCGAGAAGGCUCGAUUAACGGACGGCGCGCGGCGCGAGCGAGUCUGGAUUGAAUCCCUCGCGACACCAGACCCAGCAAUCGCCAUCAUUUGGCCUGCACACAAUUGAAAAGAAGAACACAAGAGAAGAUAGGAGGAGAGCGACAAAGAGACCGGCUCUCCCCGCUAUCCCCUCCCGCACGGGCUGGUUGCCCUUCAGAUAUAUGAUAACCUGCCUUGCAACCCUCGACCGCCCAUAAUGCCUCCCUCAUCCAAGCGUGCUCAAAGAGUCCGCCGUGACGUUAAUAAAGACGUCGAUAUUCCGGACUCCUCUCCCUCCCGACCGGCGAAGAGAAGAAAGAAGAUCGCGGAACCCCUCGAGAAACCUGCUCCAGAACCGAGCAAGCUACCACGAGACCGAUCUGGUAUUCCAAUGACUGAUGACGAACUGAUCACUGCUGUUGUCCCUUUUCUAGCCAUGCCGCCACAUUUUGUGCAAGCCAGCCAAGAUCAUGCGAACUCACUCCACGAGAAACAUAGCAAGGCUGGGGUUCAAGCGUACGCAAAGCUUGCAGGGAAGGAUUGGACAUUCUACGUGAAACAGCUCCGGAACAAUAUUGGACGGCCGCCAGAGGGCUCCAAUCCUCCACCCGGACAGCGGGCCUCUCCCCAGCUUAACGGAGGAGCCCUGCCGGAUGCUUCGGCCGAAGAGAACAGAAUCCAUAUUGACCUUGGUCCUAGUAAGAUGGUUUCUAGACUGCACGCUGAGAUAUAUUUCGACCCCGAAUCCGAGCGAUGGAAUAUCCAUGUCAAUGGGCGCAAUGGGAUUCGAAUCAACAACGAUGCUCUUCGACGGGGGCAAAAGCACAAGCUUGUCAGCGGCGAAAUAAUUGAAAUUGGCGGGGUCGAGAUGAUGUUUGUUUUGCCCGAAGAAAACGGAAGUCUCAAGAUAAAGCACGAAUACCUGCUAAGAGCUGGCCUCGUCCAGACGGACGAUGACGAGACCAACGAUGGAGAGCCUGCUGUAUCGACCUCUCCAGCUCGCCCCUCCUCAUCCGGGGUGGCCUCCUCACGUGGUCAGAACGGCUUACCCGGCCCCCUGCCAAUUGCCCCGGCUCCCCCAGACUACAAGAGACCCGGAACUCCUGUCAGUGCUCGCACCAAGGCUCCAUAUUCUACCGGCAAAUCUCCGGCUUAUGCCAAUGGAGGCACCAUCCUCAUGAAUGCCGAUGAUAUUGAUCUGAGCCUCGAUUGCAAUCAGCACAUCAAACCUUCUUACAGUUAUGCACAGAUGAUCAGCCAGGCUAUUCUUGAUACCGAAGACGAGAAAUUGAAUUUGAAUGGCAUUUAUAAUUACAUCAUGGAUAAGUACGCUUAUUACAGGCAUCAACUGGGUGGUGGCUGGCAGAAUUCUAUUCGUCACAAUCUGUCUCUGAAUAAGGCCUUCCACAAGGUGGCACGCACGACCGACGAACCGGGCAAGGGUAUGAAAUGGUGUAUUGUCCCUGAGGUCCGUGACGAGAUGGCAAAGAAUUGCGUCCGAGGGGGACGUGGUGGCCACCGAGGUUCUUCCGUACCAGGCUCGCCCAGUAGUCUUGGGUAUUUGACACGAGCUUCUAGAGAUACACCAGGAUCCGCCCAAAAGCGGUCACCACGCUCCAGGUCACCCCAACUGAGCUCAUAUCCGUCCAACGCUCCGCAGUUUACACCGGAUAGGGGGGGAGGCGUUUCGACCUCUCUUCAAGAGCACCUUCCUGGUGAUGGCAGCCCGUUACCACGUCACAGAAGACCACACAGCAAUGCGUUCGGUCUUUCUGACAAUAUUCCAGGCUCCCCCCCGGUACUCUCUUCUUCAUAUUUGCAGGAAGACGGCAAUUCUCUCGUUACACCCGCCCCCCACCGUGUCCAUCCUCGCCUGGCGCCUCCAAGCACGGCACAGAGACCUAGUCAGCACAUGCCUACAAGUUCCCCAGCUCCAUUCUGGAAAUAUGCCGAUAUCGGAAACACACCCCUGAGAGGGUCAACUUUCGAUUCAAGUCCUAUAAAAGGAUCAAAUGCCGCCCCUGCUAUGCCGCCAAGCAGUAGUCCAGGUCCUGCUCUAACUGCCAGUCCGACGAGAAAUGGGCUUUCUGCGAAUCGAGACUUACCGAAUGUCGAGGAACUUGAUGAUGAUGACCAAGGUUUCGAUCUUACUAAGGGCUUCCAAAGCAUCGGUGCCUAUCAUGCACCCGCUAAUAAUGGUAUUGCUGUUGCCGGUGCUCUCAGGAGCCGUUGA
This is a messenger RNA of Amorphotheca resinae ATCC 22711, 2443 nucleotides long. RefSeq lists its product as hypothetical. The record is from RefSeq and is a predicted model, not a curated record. Gene Ontology annotation, biological process: regulation of transcription by RNA polymerase II. The transcript has 5 exons. The coding region runs from base 428 to 2443 and encodes 671 amino acids. Lineage: Eukaryota; Fungi; Ascomycota; Leotiomycetes; Helotiales; Amorphothecaceae. Gene Ontology annotation, molecular function: DNA-binding transcription factor activity, RNA polymerase II-specific; RNA polymerase II cis-regulatory region sequence-specific DNA binding; protein binding.